Messenger RNA from Coniophora puteana RWD-64-598 SS2, 1321 nucleotides. RefSeq lists its product as uncharacterized. The record is from RefSeq and is a predicted model, not a curated record. The transcript has 4 exons. NCBI's taxonomy places the organism in Eukaryota, Fungi, Basidiomycota, Agaricomycetes, Boletales, Coniophoraceae. The coding region runs from base 1002 to 1265 and encodes 87 amino acids.
GUUGAUGUCGAUCCACCCCGCAGCAAGCUCUCCACCUGAACCUCGCCUAAAUCAUGAGCAGCAAGGACGCUGGUGGAUACACCCUCGAUCGCACACGUAGUCAUCUCAGCUCUAGUAAGCUAAACUACACUGUCGCGCAUCAUCAUUACCAGGGUUACACACCAUUUGCCCUGCUUCAUCGUCAGCACCGGGCCGCUCCCCUUGGGUGGGCUGCAUGCGCGGGAACCUGUUAGCCCUUGCGACAGACACCGGUUACCUAGAACCUAGCCGUCUGUCCGCGACCAUGGUCAUCGAGAUGUUCAUUUGCACGCAGCACAGCUGUCGAUGAGUCGUCUGAGUAUUGUAUGGCAAUCACUGAUACAGUAACAGCCGCGAUGGGAACGUCCCCCGCCGACGGUUUCUGCCGACCUCUGUAACGUCGUCUUUGACGGCGAUGACAUGCGAACAGCCUCCUCGGGUAUGCAGUCGGCCCAGCCCUGGAUUAGUCUCUCUCACAGAUGGACUGUUCAUCUAAGCCCUGUUCCUGGUGAACGAUUAUUCCGGCAAUAGUGAUGCGCUGGUGGUAGGCCGUUAGGCAAGCUCCAGUUCCGUUCCGUGCAUGCAGGGACGGAAAUAUGCACAGUUGAUGCAGCAAAUCGAUCGCGGAAAACCCUUGGACCCCACAUGAAAAGAGUGCUCAGCAACGAGCUCAUGAUUGUGAGACGAUGCAUCGAGGCCCCUGAAGCCCGAGGGACGUUGAUCUCCAAAGUCUAGAGUUAGCCACGGUUCUCAAAUCUCGAUAGCACCAACUCAACUAUUCUUGAACAGAACACGUUUUCUCGGGAAGAUCCAUAUAACUCACAAGACGCGAACGGGCGCCACGACGAACACACUCGCCGCUAAAGUGCUAGAAUGGAGCACAUUGACAUCGCACCAUCAAUAUGUGCCCUUGCUGUCCCGGUACUGGGUAACCGCGCGACACAGAUAUUUUGGGACCUUGCUGGCCCAUCCAGGUUGCGCAUAUGACGUGUCCGGAACUUGGUAGCACCAGUAUUCACUACACCUACGCGCGUCGAGAACGAAAUCGCAACAGCAACAUUCAUUAUGUUCGGGUGCAUGCUUGGCCGAGAGCCGCAAUCCAACUUGCCACGUCACUGGCACUAUGGAAUAAGAGUUGUCGUUCUCACCGACGGACGACGACACGAGAGGGCCUUGGAGUAUGCUGUUUAUUCAUAGCUGACCACAUGCUAAACUUAACAAUGUUUCACAAGCUUCUCGGUUCUUGAUCGGAGUACAAACAAUGUUACUCACCUUAUCUUACGCUAGACUGAUUACUAGGUAC